AGGUCCGUCAGGGGGCAGAGGGUUAUUUCUCUGAGCUCCACAGUAAACCUCUCUCUCUGUGUGUGAGUGUUUUCUCGGAGCUCCGUCAGGAUGAGAACAGCGCUGCUCCUUGUUUUCCUGCUUCCUGCUCUGACGCUGUCAGCACCAGCAGGGAGCGAUGACCUGCUGGUUUCUCUGAAAGAUGGCCACGUCAGAGGGGAUUACGUGACGGUGAGAGGCACAGAGCGACGGGUGAAGCAAUACCUGGCCAUCCCCUUCGCCCGGCCCCCCGUGGGGCCCCUGCGCCUGGCUGCUCCCCAGGACGCUGAGCCCUGGGAGGGGGAGAGGGACGGCACACGGCAGCCCCCCAUGUGCAUCCAGGAUCCAGAAAUCGUGGUGAACGUCUCGAAGAUCAUGUCGGUGCAGUACGUCCCGUCGGAGCUCUCGGAGGACUGUCUGUACCUGAACGUCUACACCACCGCCGAGGCCAAACCAGGGGACAAACUGCCGGUGAUGGUGUGGAUCCACGGCGGAGGCCUGGCGAUGGGUGCGGCCUCUCAGUACGACGGCGCCCCGUUAGUUGCUUACGAAAACAUAGUGGUGGUUAUUAUCCAGUAUCGCCUCAACAUUCUGGGAUUCCUCAGCACUGGGGACGAACACGCUCAGGGAAACUGGGGUUUCCUGGAUCAGCUGGCAGCUCUGAGGUGGGUGCAGGAGAACGUCGAGGCCUUUGGAGGCGACCCGCAAACUGUGACGGUCGCCGGAGAAUCGGCCGGAGGCAUCAGCGCCUCCAUACUGACUCUGUCUCCUCGAGCCAGAGGGUUGUUCCACAGGGCGAUCUUUCAGAGCGGCGUGGCCACACUCGGGACGUACACCACAAGUCAACCUCUGGGUUACGCCAAGAUUGCAGCCAACCUGACUGGAUGUGAUCGCAGCAGCACAGAGGAGCUGGUCCAGUGUCUGAGAGGGAGGAGUCAGGACGAGUUGGUCGAGGCCGCGAGAAAGCUGAAGAUUUACCUGGGAGGGGUGGUGGACGGCGACUUCCUCCCCGACGGAGCGGAGGAGCUGCUCAAGAGGAGAGAGAUGCUGAAGGUUCCAGUGAUGAUGGGAAUAACCAACCACGAGUUUGGAUGGAUCCUGCCUCAGAACUUUGCGCCUCCUGGCUGGGAGAACGGUAUGACCAGAGAGUCGGUGCUGGCAGUGAUGAGCAAGUUCUAUCCCACAGGGGUCGCCUCCGUCAACAGCCUCAUCGCAGACGAAUACCUGAGAGACGCCAAGACGCCGGAGGACAUCAGAGACGGCUUCACGGAAAUCAUCGGAGACCUGCUCAUGACGCUGCCGGUCGUCUCGGUGGCCGGUUACCACGUGGAUGCGGGUGUUCCAGUUUACAUGUACGAGUUUGUUUACCGCGCCGAGAUACACAAACACACCCGACCCAGCUUUGUGAAGGCGGAUCACGCAGACGACGUCGGCAUAAUGUUCGGCGGAUGUUUCUGGAACGGACCGAUCAAGAUCACAGGCAACAUCACCAAGGACGAUGAGAGACUCUGUCGGACCAUGAUGUCGUACUGGGCCAAUUUCGUCCGUAAUGGCUCUCCCGACGCUCCCGGUCUGGUCAGCUGGCCUCAGUAUUCCCGACAGACGCAGGACUACAUGGAGCUGGGCCUGGUCCAGACGGUGAGACAGAAGCUGAGGGACGACAGAGUCCACUUCGCCACCGUCACCCUCCAGCAGAAGCUGAAAGAGUUGGCAGCAGCAGCAGCCAAACCUGGGAACUGACCUCUGCAGGCGGCCGUACUGUACACCAUAACUAGUAUGCGGUUAUUUGCUGCCUGGACCAACUUGUCUCUCUUGUAGAAUAUGGAUUUACUGGGCAUUUUUUUUCCAAGUCUUAAUUUCAUGUGUGUUUUUUCAACAUGUAUUUCAUAACAUAGCUGCAAUUAAAGGAAAUAUACUUUCACCACAAAUAAAUAAAAAUGCUUGUCUUAGUCUAA
Messenger RNA from Scophthalmus maximus (turbot), 1973 nucleotides. It is a transcript of the gene ces3, whose product is annotated as carboxylesterase 3. The transcript is spliced from 13 exons. The record is from RefSeq and is a predicted model, not a curated record. Bases 91 to 1758 code for a protein of 555 amino acids. Lineage: Eukaryota; Metazoa; Chordata; Actinopteri; Pleuronectiformes; Scophthalmidae.